This is a messenger RNA of Chelonus insularis, 1299 nucleotides long. RefSeq names its product frequenin-1. The record is from RefSeq and is a predicted model, not a curated record. Gene Ontology annotation, molecular function: calcium ion binding; calcium sensitive guanylate cyclase activator activity. Bases 641 to 1240 code for a protein of 199 amino acids. The transcript is spliced from 8 exons. NCBI's taxonomy places the organism in Eukaryota, Metazoa, Arthropoda, Insecta, Hymenoptera, Braconidae.
AGACCGCAACGUCAUGACGAACUUAGUCUUAUAUCCUUUUCUUACACUAUCGUAUUCUCUUCUUUACUUCAACUAACAUUCAAUCAGUUUUGUGUAAAUAAUAAACAUUAUCUUAUGAAUGAAAAAAACCUCUUUCAUUUAUCAACAUCUCAUCUAGACAGUGAUUAUUAUUUUUUUCAGUGAUUAUCACUUGCUAUUUUUAUCUUCUGUAAUAUGACGAGUAAUUUUUCCAUUUGAAUUACAUCAGAUAGAAAGAAUUCAACUGAAAACGAUAGACAGUGAUAAAAAUUUAUUGCGAACAUAAACUAUUUUUAUGAAACGAUACAAAAUUGACUUGUUUCAGAAGUGAGAUUUUUGGAUAAACAUAAGAUAAAGUGAAAAUAAAUUGUGUAAAAAAGAAACAAAGUUUAUGAAUCGUGGAGGAAGUAAGAUAAAAGGGGAAAUUUAUUGAACAUUUAGUGUAAACGAUUGUGAUUGAGUUUUAUGGAUAAUUUGUUGACUAAAAAAUGUUUAAGAAAAAGUAAAUCAGUUAAAUAAAAGAAUUGUACGACGCAAAUUACCUUGGUCAGACGGAACAAGUCGACGUUGAUUAGGAAGGAAGGAUAAAAGAAGUUGUAAAAAAGAAGACUGCCUUGUAAAAAUGGGAAAGAAAAAUAGUAAACUCAAACAAGAUACUAUAGAUCGUUUAACUACUGAUACGUAUUUCACUGAGAAAGAAAUUCGACAGUGGCAUAAAGGAUUCCUCAAGGAUUGCCCUGAUGGACUUUUAACAGAACAGGGAUUUAUCAAGAUCUACAAGCAGUUUUUUCCACAAGGCGACCCAUCGAAAUUCGCGUCACUUGUAUUCAGAGUUUUCGAUGAAAAUAACGACGGUACAAUAGAAUUUGAAGAAUUUAUCAGAGCACUAUCUGUCACGUCUCGAGGAAAUCUCGACGAGAAACUGCAUUGGGCUUUUCGAUUGUAUGAUGUCGAUAAUGAUGGCUUCAUCACACGCGAUGAAAUGUAUAAUAUUGUAGAUGCGAUAUAUCAGAUGGUGGGUCAACAACCGCAUGCGGAAGAUGAAAACACCCCCCAGAAACGAGUGGAUAAAAUAUUUGAUCAAAUGGAUAAAAACCACGAUGACAAACUCACCCUUGAGGAGUUUCGGGAGGGUAGCAAAGCCGAUCCAAGGAUUGUCCAAGCUUUAUCACUUGGUGGAGGAGUAGAACAAACACAACAACAACCGCAACAACAACAAUAAAUCAUACAAAAACAAAUAAACUCAUAUUUAAUAAAAAUUAUUGUCACACGUACAAUUAA